UUCAACAUGGAGACAACGGUCGAAAAGCUGGAGGCGAUGUUCCUGAAGUCGGAGGCAGACCUGGACUUCAUCGAGAGACGGCUGAAGCUGGACUUUAUCAACAGCUCUGCAGAGAAUGGAUGUCCUGCUAAGGAGAACAUGGCGGGGAUGCUGGAGAACCUGAAGUCCAUCAAGGUCAAACACAUGCAGCUGUUUUCUGAGGCAGCGGCCGUCACAUCUGCCCAGACAGAAGUCAUGCAGUCCAUCAGGGGCAACUUCAGGAGUCUUGUGGAUAUGAUGGCUGACUGCCAACAGAGCUCCGACGUGCAGGCAGGGCCCGUCUCAGAGUUGGAGCAGGAGUCAGCUGCGCUGCUGGGUCUACCCAUCACCACAGUUGAGGCGUCUCCGGCUGCAGAGGCUCCUGUCCAAAAUCAACCUCAGAGUUGCGAGUAUGCAGAAGUGACCGCAGCCAUGUUCAAAGCACUUCCAGUCAGCAUGCGCUCCAAGAUCAAGCUGGAAAACCUGAAUACGUUGUACCUGCAGCUGCAGCAGCAUCUCAGCAGUAGCAGUGAAUCUGUCAGCGUUCAGAAGAUGAAGCAGCUCAAGAUGAAGGUGAGCGACGACAAGCUGAAGGUGCUGCAGCAGCUCCGGUUGGUGGAGCUGGACCGGAGAGGCCACGUUCACCUCGUCGUCUAAUGACGGGGCGCUGUCUUUUGUUUUCUCCUUCCGGAGAUGUGGAACUGUUGCUUCAAGUCCAGCAUGGAGGACAACUGCACUUUUUUCUAAUUUUGGAAAAAACAUUUCUCAGUGGAAGAUCUUCACUGGAUCCUGAAGAACCAGUA
Molecule: messenger RNA, 821 nt
Organism: Cololabis saira (Pacific saury)
Lineage: Eukaryota; Metazoa; Chordata; Actinopteri; Beloniformes; Belonidae
Gene: ska2
Product: spindle and kinetochore associated complex subunit 2
Exons: 7
Coding region: 7-675 (222 amino acids)
Biological process (GO): mitotic cell cycle; chromosome segregation; cell division
Cellular component (GO): spindle microtubule; outer kinetochore
Molecular function (GO): microtubule binding
Source: RefSeq, a predicted model, not a curated record